UUCUCGGGCGCCUUGUCCAGGCAACGAUGGUCUCCCUACUGGGGACCAGUGGACCGUUUUGUUGGUGUUUGGUGCUGGUGCUGUGUCUAAACCAACAACAAGAAGCAGCGGCUGCCGCCAAGUCGGACCUUAAUUUAAAAGUUGUUGAUGGUGAAAACGACCGGUGGCUCACAAGUACGCGAACGUUCUGGUGGAUUUUGACUGUGUUCUCGCUAUUGUAUCUUGUUUAUUAUGUAACAAAAGCCAUAUGGGCGUUUGUUUGCUGGAAACGGAAAGCCAACUUGAUAGGGAAAAUCCCGGGCCCGGCAUCGUUCCUGGUCCUCGGAAAUCUCAACGUACUGUUCGAGCUUCGUAAAUAUGAGAAGAUCAUAUCAACGCACACAUUGCUCCUUCAGACAAUGUGUGGCUUGGCGGAGAUCUACGACUCAGCGAGAAUUUUUCGGUUCUGGCUAGGAGCCCGACCGGUGGUCGCGUUCUUCAAACCAGAAACGGUCGAAGUUCUACUGAACAGUAAUAAACACAUCGACAAAUCGUUCGACUACACACUGCUGCAUCCUUGGUUGGGGACGGGGCUCCUCACAAGCUGCGGCAGAAAAUGGCGCCCCCGCCGGAAGAUGCUCACACCAGCAUUCCACUUCAGGAUAUUAGAGGAUUUCGUUCCGAUUUUCAAUGAGCAAGCGCAGAUUUUCGCGUCGCUGCUGGAAAAACAUGUUAAUAGAAAUCCAGUCGACAUAGUACCAUUCAUCACGAACUGCACUCUUGAUAUCAUUUGCGAAACGGCAAUGGGUGUCAAGAUUGGAGCUCAAAGCAACUCAGAAUCUCACUACGUACGCGCGUUGUACGAAGUGGGGAAAACAUUCAUCUAUAGAGUUGUACGACCGUGGCUUUGGAUCCCGCUCGUAUUUCUGAUGACAACUAAAGGGCGACGUUUCGAAGACAAUCUCAGAGAUUUGCAUAAUUUCACACGAAAGGUGAUACAAGAACGUAAAGAAGAAAUCCAGAGCGAAACAUGGCUGGAAGGCAAAGAAGGGUUGAAGGAAACAGCAGACAUUCCCGACGCUAGUCACAUCGGAGCUAAAAAGCGAAAGGCGUUCCUGGAUCUCUUGCUCACCGAACAUUUGCAGAAAAAUUCAUUGUCUUUGGAGGAUAUCCGUGAAGAAGUCGAUACCUUCAUGUUCGAAGGCCACGACACAACUGCCAUGGGCAUUGCAUGGUCCCUCUAUUUGAUUGCCUUGCACCAGGAUGUCCAAGAUAAAAUCCAUGAUGAAUUGGACUUCAUUUUUGGCGAAGAUCGAGAGCGCGACCUCACGACAGAUGAUCUGAAAAACAUGAAAUAUUUGGAGUGCGCCAUCAAAGAAGCUCAGCGACUUUUCCCUUCUGUGCCCUUCAUCGGAAGGGAACUUAAAGAAGACGUAGUAGUCAAUGGAUUCACUGUGCCUAGAGGUACCACCUGUUUUGUCUUCACGUAUAUGUUGCACAGAGAUAAGCGGACGUUUCCGAACCCCGAAGCGUUUAUUCCUGAGAGAUUUCUACCAGAAAACUCUAUUGGACGUCAUCCUUUUUCGUACGUCCCCUUCUCAGCGGGGCCUCGAAAUUGUAUAGGGCAAAAAUUCGCCCUGAUGGAGGAGAAACUCGUUUGUGCCACGAUUCUCCGGCGCUAUCAGUUACAAGCAACUCAUCAUAGAGAUCACAUACGUUUGAAGCCUGAACUUGUCAUUCGGCCGGAAGAGGGUCUGCGUGUCCGGUUCAUCGACCGUUCUACGUCAAAAUGA
Galendromus occidentalis (western predatory mite) is the source of this 1772-nucleotide messenger RNA. Its product is annotated as cytochrome P450 4C1. Bases 27 to 1772 code for a protein of 581 amino acids. Lineage: Eukaryota; Metazoa; Arthropoda; Arachnida; Mesostigmata; Phytoseiidae. The transcript has 9 exons. The record is from RefSeq and is a predicted model, not a curated record. Gene Ontology annotation, molecular function: heme binding; oxidoreductase activity, acting on paired donors, with incorporation or reduction of molecular oxygen; monooxygenase activity.